Molecule: messenger RNA, 2097 nt
Organism: Hylaeus anthracinus
Lineage: Eukaryota; Metazoa; Arthropoda; Insecta; Hymenoptera; Colletidae
Gene: HEX70b
Product: hexamerin-like
Exons: 7
Coding region: 1-2043 (680 amino acids)
Source: RefSeq, a predicted model, not a curated record
AUGAAGCUCGUUCUCUGCAUUUUGGCCAGUUUUUGCUUGCUGGCGCAGGCCGACCAAUCGUCUACAACUGAUGCAGUUCACCUCGCUAGGCAAAAAAACAUCUACGAGCUUUUCUGGCACGUCGAUCAACCCACCGUCUUCUUCCCUGAUCUCCUUCAGCAGGCUCGUACUUUCAACAUCGCUGACAACGUAGCCCAAUAUGGCGACCAGGAAGCAGUCACCGAGUUUCUGGACCUCCUCAAGCAUGGAAUGCUUCCACGUGGGCAGGUUUUUACGAUGACCAACCCUGAAAUGCGCCAUCAAGCGGUUAUCCUUUUCCGCGUUCUCCAUAGCGCGAAGACUUUCGACACCUUGUACAACACCGCCAUUUGGGCCAGGUUUAACGUGAACGAGCUAAUGUACGUCUACAGUUUGUCCGUCGCUGUUAUGCACCACCCAGAGACCAGAAACAUCAAACUUCCACCUUUGUACGAGGUGGUGCCCAACUUCUUCUUCAACGACGACGUUAUGCAACGAGCUCAAAACAUUGCCAUGGGUGAUGUGCCUAGUGCAACAAGGACUGUGGGAAGCGUUCAUCAUUUCGUACUUCCGGCCAACUACAGCGGCUGGUACUGGACUAGGGAAAGUACAACCGAAGAAAGAAUAAACUACUUCACCGAGGACAUUGGUCUCAACACAUUCUACUUCCUGGUGAACCACGACUUCCCUCGCUUCAUGCCAAGCACUAAAUACAACUUGCCUAGCCAGUUUCGUGGGGAAUACUACUUCUUUAUACACAAACAAAUGUUGAACAGAUACAACCUAGAAAGAUUGUCAAACGACUUGGGUCCAAUUGAGUACGUGAGCGUGGACAAGCCCAUUGUAAAUGGAUACUAUCCUACGAUGCACCAUCGUAAUGGACUUCCUUUCCCUCAAAGAGAAACCAACGGAAUCAUACCUCUUCAUAUGCAUAACUAUGUUCAGAUGCUUAAGGACCUCCACCAGAGAAUUUCGACCGCCAUCGACAUUGGCUACGUCGUGGACAAGGCAGGUCAUCAUAUCAACAUCUACACAGAAAAUGGAUUAAACAUUCUGGGUAACAUCGUAGAAGGUAAUGCAGAUAGUAUCAACAUACAGCUCUAUGGACAGUUGGAUCUAGUUUUGAGGAGACUCCUUGGAUUCGGUUUCCAAUCCAAUGUCCAAUAUCAAGUCGUACCCGGUGCUCUCGAAUACAUGAGCACCAGCUUGAGGGAUCCUGUUUUUUACAGCAUGUAUAAGGAUAUUCUCACUUACUACCACAGAUACAAGAAGAACCUGCCACUGUACAAGACAGAAGAAUUGCUAUUCCCUGGCGUGACCGUCACUUCGGUAACCGUAGACAGGCUUGUGACGUACUUCGACUAUUUCGAGACGAUGCUGAACAAUGGAUUGUCGAUUCAAACUCACAACCAAGCCGCGAAUACCCUUAUUCUGGCACGCCAGCAACGCCUGAAUCACAAACCGUUUACGUACCACAUUGUCGUAAACAGUGACAAGAAUACCAGGGCGAUGAUCCGUAUCUUUCUUGGACCGAAACGUGAUGUUUACGGACACGAGCUUCGUUUAGCGGACAACUACAAGAACUUCCUGCAAGUGGAUGAAUUUCUCGCGGACCUGAAAGCCGGAACCAACAACGUCGACAGAGGAAGCCACGAAUCCACUUUCGUCAUCCCAGACGAAGUUCCUAGCCAUGCAUUUUACAAGAACAUUGUGGCGAACAUCAAAGGCACCGAGACCCACAUCCAAACCGUGUCCAAGUAUGGUUUCCCCGACAGACUAAUAUUACCUAAGGGCAAAAAAGAGGGUAUGGAGUACCAACUGUUCGUGAUUGUUUCGCCAAUCGACACGGACAAGUUCACGCACGUCAGGGUAGCUAGCUUGGGCGAUCUUCCGGUUGACGGACGCCCCAUGGGAUUCCCCCUAGACAGACCCGUUCAUCCGCGCCACUUCAUGGUACCCAACAUGGCGUUGACUGAUGUAGUCAUUUACCACAGUGAGAUGGACGAGUUAAACGUUACCGCUUAAACUCUACAAAUAUAUAGUAUUCUUAAGUUACUAGAACGAAAAAGAGAUGUAUAA